CCAACACAAUCACUUCCUCUCUCUCCGUCAACUCUCCGGUCACUCCGUUCUCCUCCUCUCCAUGACGGUCUCCCAAGUUAUGUCACUAGAUCAAAUGGAAUCUGAUGGCGAUGUCGAUCACACGGAAUCACCGUUCGUACCUAUUUGUGCUUCUAUGAUCCUUGCAAAUGAUUUACCCUUUGAAUACUUUGAGUCCUACGCUAUGAGAAACUACAUACAGUGCUUAAAUCCUAAUGCUGUUAUGCCUCUUAUAAAUGUUAUUGAGGCUCAUGUCUCUGAUUUGUACACCAAAGAGAAACUCAAGCUUAAACAGGAAUUGGCUUCCAUUCCUAAUAGGAUAUCUUUAACUUAUGAUUUAUGGACAUCUUGCACUACCGAGACUUAUAUUUGCUUGACAGCGCAUUUCGUUGAUGCAAAUUGGAAGUUUAAUAGUAAGGUUCUUAACUUCUCUCUUGUUUUGCCAACUGAAGCUGAGAUUUGUGAGAGGAUGGUUGAGUUUUUGAACGAUUGGGGAAUAGAGAAAAAGAUUUUCUCCCUCACUUUAGAUGAUUCUGUUAAGAAUGAUGCUCUGCAAAAGCAAUUGAAAAGUCGACUUGGUUUGCAAAAUGGCUUGUUAUGUGAUGGAGAGUUCUUUCAUGCUCAUUGUUUUGCUCGCGUUUUGAAACUGAUUGUCGAAGAAGGGUUGAAACUAGUUCGUCGUGCUGUGUGUAAAAUUAGAGAGAGCAUAAUCUUUGCGAGGCAGUCAAAGAGUAGUAGGAGAAAAUUUAAGGAGUGUGUUGAAAAGGUUGGUGGUGUUGAUAGUUCGGUUCGCUUGCAUCUCGACAUGUCUAUGACAGUGAGCUCGGUUUAUUUGAUGCUUGAAAGUGCUGUUAAAUACCGACGUGUGUUUGAACGUUUUCACUUGUAUGAAGAUAAUUAUGCGUCAUGUCCUUCAAAGAAACAGUGGAGAAGAGUAGAAAAAAUUUGUGCAUUUCUAUUGCCUUUAUGUGAAACUGCCAACAUGAUUAAUGGCACAACACAUGCUACUUCCAACUUGUAUUUUAUGCAAGUUUGGAAGGUUCAAUGUGUUCUAGUUGAUAGUUUGGGAGAUGAAGAUGAAGGUAUAAAGAUAAUGGCUAAAAGGAUGAUGGGCAAGUUUAAGAAAUAUUGGGAUGAGUAUAGUGUUAUUCUUGCAUUGGGAGCGGUUCUUGACCCACGGAUGAAAUUUUCGAGAUUGGAUUAUUGUUACUCGAAACUCAAUCCAUCAACCUGUAAACGGAAGUUGAAAAAAGUGAAGACAAAGUUGUACAUGCUAUUUGACAAGUAUUCUAGCAAAAGUACUUCUUCUGGCGUUCAAAUAACUACUCAAGGCCAAUCCUCUACCACACCGCUGCAAAAGAACCCCGAGUCUUCAUCUCACGACCUAUUUGAUGAAUUGAAAAUGCACCAUCAACAACUUGUCACUGAAACUGGAAAGUCUGAACUUGAUGUUUACUUAGAUGAGCCAGACUUGGAUUUUCUUUGUAAUGAAGAUAUGGAUGUAUUACAAUGGUGGAAGAGUAAUAGUAAUCGGUUUCCAGAUCUAUCAAUAUUGGCUUGCGACUUGUUAAGUGUUCCUAUGACCACAGUGGCUUCUGAUUUUGAAUUUUGCAUGGGCUCACACGUGUUUAACAAGUAUAAACAUCGUAUGUUGCCAAUGAAUGUGGAAACUAGAAUUUGUACUCGCAGUUGGUUGUACAAUUUUGCUAACGAUGGUGGGGAAGAUGAUGAAGAUUACUUUGAAGAUAUAAUGAAUGAAAUUGACGGUGAUGAUGGUGACGAUGAUGGAGAAGACGAUGAUGAAUGAAGAUGCUGGUGAUGUUGGUGAUGAUGAUGGAGAAGACGAUGAUGAAUGAAGAUGAUGAUGCUUGAUUUGCUCUUAUUUAUUUAACUUUGGUUUAUGAUGUUUUUUUGGCUUUUUGGUUCAAAAAAUUAAAGCUAUGUAUGGGAAGCUAGGUUAUGUUUUCUGGACUUACUGGUGGACUUAGUUUUUAAUAUUUGUAAUUGUAAACUUGUUUUUAACUUGUGAGUUGUGAUAUGUUUAUG
This is a messenger RNA of Vicia villosa (hairy vetch), 2064 nucleotides long. RefSeq names its product zinc finger BED domain-containing protein RICESLEEPER 2-like. Gene Ontology annotation, molecular function: protein dimerization activity; DNA binding. The transcript is spliced from 4 exons. Lineage: Eukaryota; Viridiplantae; Streptophyta; Magnoliopsida; Fabales; Fabaceae. The coding region runs from base 62 to 1825 and encodes 587 amino acids. The record is from RefSeq and is a predicted model, not a curated record.